AUGACUGACACGCCGAGAAACGGCGCAAAGCCGUCCGCCAUCCCGCCCAUCCUCCAGCAGAAUGGCAAGGCGUGGGACGACCAGGACAAGCUCUCCGACUACGUCCCCAUGAGCGCCGACCUCAGCCGAGCUCCCUCGGCCUCGGCCUCGGCGUCAAGGGUGCAGAGCCGCUCGCCAGACUCGGACGCCGAGCAGCGUUCUGACGACGACGACGACGACGACGAGAUCGACGAUGACGGCGACGUCCAGAUGGGCUCGCCAACAAAGACGGCCAGGCAGAUGGAAAAGGAGCGCGAAAAGGCAGAGAGGUCGGCUGCCCGGAGGCGCGACCAGGUAAAGCGGGCGGCGCAGAACGAGGACCUGGCAAACACGCGCGAGGAAAUGUCUAAGUCGAAGCUGGCCGACAGCAUGAAGCGAUUCAGCUACCUCCUCGGGCAGACUGAGCUCUUCCAGCACUUCAUCGACAUCAAAAAAGGGCGCGACCCAGAGUUCGCAAAGAUGCUCGAGGAGUCGCAGGAGCAGUCCAAGAAGAAGGGCAAGAGGAGCGGCGACAACCGCAGGAGAAAGACGGAAAAGGAGGAGGACGAGGAGCUGCUCAAGGAGGGCGACGAGGCCGAGGAGGGCGCCUUUGUCUUCAACGAGAGCCCCGCCUACGUCAAGGGCGGCAAGAUGCGCGACUACCAGGUCCAGGGCCUCAACUGGAUGAUUUCCCUCUACCACAACGGCAUCAACGGCAUCCUGGCAGACGAGAUGGGCCUGGGCAAGACGCUCCAGACGAUCUCGUUUCUCGGUUACCUCAAAAACUUCCGCGACACGCCCGGCUUCCACCUCGUCGUGGUGCCCAAGUCGACGCUCGACAACUGGCGCCGCGAGUUUGAGCGCUGGGUGCCCGGGUUCAACGUCAUCACGAUGCAGGGCACCAAGGAGGACCGCACCAAGGUGAUCCAGGACCACCUCCUCACCCAGGACUUUGACGUCCUCAUCACCACCUACGAGAUGUGCCUGCGCGAAAAGUCGGCUCUCAAGAAGCUGUCGUGGGAGUACAUUGUCAUCGACGAGGCGCAUCGCAUCAAGAACGUCGAUUCGAUGCUCUCGCAGAUCGUGCGCGCCUUCAACUCGCGCAGCCGGCUCCUCAUCACCGGCACGCCGCUGCAGAACAACCUCAUGGAGCUGUGGAGCUUGCUCAACUUCCUGCUGCCCGACGUCUUCUCCAACUCGGAAGACUUCGAAUCGUGGUUCAAAGGCAAGGGCGACGAGAACCAGGACCAAGUCAUUCAGCAGCUGCACAAGGUUCUGCGCCCCUUCCUGCUGCGCCGCGUCAAGGCCGACGUCGAGAAGAGCCUGCUGCCCAAGAAGGAGGUCAACGUCUUCGUCGGCCUCACCGAGAUGCAGCGCAAGUGGUACAAGUCGAUCCUCGAAAAGGACAUUGACGCCGUCAACGGCGGCGUGGGCAAGAAGGAGGGCAAGACGCGGCUGCUCAACAUCGUCAUGCAGCUGCGCAAGUGCUGCAACCACCCGUACCUCUUUGAUGGCGCCGAGCCCGGCCCGCCGUUUACGACCGACGAGCACCUCGUCGACAACGCGGGCAAGAUGGUCAUCCUCGACAAGCUGCUCAAGAGCAUGAAGGAGAAGGGCUCGCGCGUCCUCAUCUUUUCGCAGAUGAGCCGGAUGCUCGACAUCCUCGAGGACUACUGCCUCUUCCGCGAGUACGAGUACUGCCGGAUCGACGGCAACACGGCGCACGAGGACCGCGUGGCGGCCAUCGACGAGUACAACCGUCCCGGCAGCGAGAAAUUCGUCUUCCUGCUGACGACGCGCGCCGGCGGGCUGGGCAUCAACCUCACCACGGCCGACAUUGUGGUCCUGUUUGACUCGGACUGGAACCCGCAGGCGGACCUGCAGGCCAUGGACCGCGCCCACCGCAUCGGCCAGACCAAGCAGGUCUACGUCUUCCGCUUCGUCACCGAGCACGCCAUCGAGGAACGCAUCUUGGAGCGGGCGGCGCAGAAGCUGCGCCUCGACCAGCUCGUCAUCCAGCAGAACCGGGCGCAGCAGCAGCAAAAGGCGCAGCAGAGCAAGGAGGACCUGGUCGACAUGAUCCAGCACGGCGCCGAGAAGAUCAUCAAGUCCAAGGACGACCUGCUGGUCAACGACGACAUCGACGCCAUCAUCUCGCGCGGCGAGGAGCGCACCCAGAAGCUCCAGCAAAAGUACCAGUCGCUCAACCUCGACGACCUCAACAACUUCAAGAGCGACACCGUCUACAACUGGGAGGGCAACGACUUUUCCGAGCGCAAGCCGCUGGGCCAGCUGUGGAUCGAGCCGAGCAAGCGCGAGCGCAAGCAAAACUACUCGGUCGACAGCUACUACCGCGACGCGAUGCGCGUCACGGCCAAGCCGGCGCAGCCCAGGGCGCCGCGGGCGCCGCGGCAGAUCAACGUCAACGACUUCCAGUUCUACCCGCAGCGGCUCAUCGAGUUGCAGGACCGCGAGACGGCGGCCUACCGGCGCAGCAUCGACUACAAGGUGCCGCUGCGGGAGCCAAAGGACGACGAGACGGCCGACGACGUCGAGCGCGAGCGCGCCGACGAGCAGGCCGUCAUCGACGCGGCCGAGCCCCUGACCGAGGCCGAGCAGGAGGAAAAGGAGCAGCUGGCGGCCGAGGGCUUUUCCGAGUGGACGCGGCGCGACUUCCAGUCGUUCAUCAAGGGGUGCGAGCGCUACGGCCGCAAGGCCAUCUCGGCCAUCACGGCCGAGAUGCCCGAGGGCAGCAAGACGGAGCGCGAGGUGCGCGAGUACUCGCGCGUGUUUUGGGAGCGGUACCCGGAGGUGGCCGACCACGAGCGGCUGAUUACGCGCAUCGAGGAGGGCGAGGCCAAGCUGGCCAAGCAGCAGGCGCAGGAGUCGAUCCUCAAGAAGCGCGUCAACUCGUACCGCGCCCCCCUGACGCAGAUGAAGCUCACCUACGGCCAGGCCAAGGGCAAGAGCUACAGCGAGGAGGAGGACCGCUUCCUCCUCGUCAAGCUGGCAGAGUACGGCCUCAAGGAGGAGGACGUGUACGAAAAGAUCAAGCGCGACGCCGCCGCCUUUCCCGGCUUCCGAUUCGACUGGUUCAUCAAGUCGCGCACGCCCCAGGAGAUUGGCAGGCGGUGCAACACCCUGCUCCUCCUCAUCAUGAAGGACGACGAGGAGAGCAAGAGCGGCAAGAAACGAGCGUCCGACGUCCAUGCCAACGGCAACGGCGGCGGGGCCAGCUCGCGCGGCUCGACGCCGUCGGUCGCCGCAGGCGGCGGCAAGAGCAAGAAGCGAAAGACGUGA
Molecule: messenger RNA, 3318 nt
Organism: Pseudozyma flocculosa PF-1
Lineage: Eukaryota; Fungi; Basidiomycota; Ustilaginomycetes; Ustilaginales; Ustilaginaceae
Exons: 3
Coding region: 1-3318 (1105 amino acids)
Biological process (GO): regulation of transcription by RNA polymerase II; nucleosome organization
Cellular component (GO): nucleus; chromatin
Molecular function (GO): nucleosome binding; ATP hydrolysis activity; ATP-dependent chromatin remodeler activity
Source: RefSeq, a predicted model, not a curated record